Lobosporangium transversale is the source of this 1070-nucleotide messenger RNA. Its product is annotated as Alpha/Beta hydrolase protein. Bases 42 to 1070 code for a protein of 342 amino acids. Gene Ontology annotation, molecular function: hydrolase activity. The record is from RefSeq and is a predicted model, not a curated record. NCBI's taxonomy places the organism in Eukaryota, Fungi, Mortierellomycota, Mortierellomycetes, Mortierellales, Mortierellaceae. The transcript is spliced from 8 exons.
UUUCACUUCUCUCUUUUCAAUCCUCCCCGUGCACAUAAAACAUGGAACUUACUCUUUAUGAUCAAUUAAAGAAGACGCUCGAGUGUCUACCAGAUAUUCUAGCCUAUAAUGCUUCUGUAUCCAAGCCAACUCCUGCAGAACUGAAGCCUUCUAGUUUUAAUCACAAGACUAUCAGCCUUCGAGGACACAAAUAUCACUACGUCGAGGAAGGUGAUCCAAACGGUACUCCAGUGAUUUUACUUCAUGGGUUCCCAGAUUUAUGGUAUGGAUGGCGUCAUCAGAUUCGACACCUUGCAAAACAUGGAUAUCGUGUCUUUGCUAUUGACAACUUGGGGUCUGGUGGAUCUGAUCAUCCAAGGUGUUCUCUUGACGAGUUGGAUCCAUACCUCGCUGUUAACUUGUCAGCCAGCUUGGUUGACUUUUUAGAUCAACUGAAUAUUGAGAAGGCGGUGUUUGCUGGGCAUGAUUGGGGCGGAUAUUUGGUCUGGCAAUUAGGUCAGAGAUACCCUGAACGCUGCCACACCAUAAUCAGUCUUGGGGACCCAUAUAGACAGCCAACAAAAGAAUUCGUUGGCAUGGAUCAAUUUGUCAAGCAAUUUCCUCAUUUUGCUUAUUGGGUUACUUUCGAGACCGAGGAGCCUGAUAACUGGUUUGAUGGCGAUGUUCAUAAACAAGCCCAAGCUUAUUAUGCUGGAUUUGCAGCUCGUCCUGGCACUAAUAUAGAAGAGAUGGAGUACUAUAUCGACCAAUUCACUCGUACAUCUUUCCAUGGUGGAUACAACUACUACCGUGCUUUCAAACCCAACCAUGAAGAACAGCGCCGUUAUAUUGGCAAGCCGUUUACAGUGCCUGCGUUACAAGUGAUUAUCGAGCAAGAUCAGUACUUAACUCCAGAGUUUAUUGCAAUCCAUCCAACGCACAUGGUUCAGCAUCUGGAACAGAUCCGGAUUGAGAAAGGAGGACACUGUGUUCAGUUCGAGAAUCCUGAGCAUGUCAAUAAGGUCUUUACAGAUUAUUUGAGCAAGUUCUUUAGCAAGGACAAGAGUCAGGAUCGGACAAAAGUACAAUAG